Molecule: messenger RNA, 9436 nt
Organism: Pleuronectes platessa (European plaice)
Lineage: Eukaryota; Metazoa; Chordata; Actinopteri; Pleuronectiformes; Pleuronectidae
Gene: klf7b
Product: Kruppel-like factor 7b
Exons: 4
Coding region: 309-1238 (309 amino acids)
Biological process (GO): regulation of transcription by RNA polymerase II
Molecular function (GO): DNA-binding transcription factor activity, RNA polymerase II-specific; RNA polymerase II cis-regulatory region sequence-specific DNA binding
Source: RefSeq, a predicted model, not a curated record
CUGGCAACCGGGCAGCCCGACUGGCAAUGCGGAAAUAGAUCUGGCACCCCCGAGCGCGCACUGAGGAGAGGAGCGAGCCGAGAGGAGAGGAACCACACAGAUAACAAAAAAACAACCACUACUAUUUCUUUCCUCUGUUUCUUUUUUGUUUUUUUGAACUGAAGCGCUCAGGUGCGCUCUCCGGCACCAGCUGGGCUUUUGAUCCAGCAUUUUCUUGUUUUUAAGUUUGAGAGGAAGAUUUUUUUUUAUUCGUUUGGAAUCGGGACUUCUUUUUACUGACUUUUCUUUUUCUUUUUCCUGCAUCAAGCAUGGAUGUGUUGGCGAAUUACAGUAUUUUCCAGGAACUCCAACUCGUCCAUGACACUGGGUAUUUCUCCGCGAUGCCUUCCCUGGAGGAGAACUGGCAGCAGACAUGUCUCGAGCUGGAGCGGUACCUACAGACGGAGCCUAAGCGACUCUCAGAGCUCUUUGAUGAGGAGUUGGAUUGUCUCUUAACACCGGCGUUCAUGCAGGGCAGUGAGAGCGAUGAGGACCUGAUGGACCCCCUUCUCCCCAACCUGCCUGAGCAGCCCAGCCCGCCUCCACUACUUGUAACUCUCCCCAAGGUCCCAGCCAAGAUCCUCUAUGUACCAAACCCCAGCAAGACCCAAGCAGAAGAAGGGACUGAAACCCUCACGACCAAGGAGGAAGUCCUUGGAGGAGUCAGCGCCGCACAGCUUAGUGCUGCCGUUACAUCCCUAACGCCGCCGUCGUCACCAGAACUUGGCCGCCACCUCGUCAAACCCACACAAACACUGACUGCGACGGCAGACGGUACCUUAACACUCAAAUUUGUGGCAAAGAAGGUGGGAUUAGGGGCUGCAAAGCUGGUGGCAGCACGGGCAUUACCGUCCCCGCCAAGCAGGGGAGGGACAGUCAGUGACAGCGAGCAAGGAGGAGGAGGAAGUCUGGGAGGAGACGUACCAGAGAACAAGAAGAGAGUCCACCGGUGCCAGUUUAAUGGCUGCAGGAAGGUUUACACCAAGAGCUCCCAUCUAAAGGCACAUCAGAGGACCCACACAGGUGAGAAGCCCUACAAGUGCUCAUGGGAGGGCUGCGAGUGGCGUUUUGCCCGCAGUGAUGAAUUGACACGACACUACCGCAAACACACCGGAGCGAAGCCAUUCAAGUGCAACCACUGCGACAGGUGUUUCUCCCGGUCGGAUCACCUGGCCCUGCACAUGAAGAGGCACAUCUGAGGGUGAACAGAAAAUGAGCGGGAGAGGGGAAGAAGUAGGGGGAGGAAGAAGAGGAGGAGGAGGAGGAGAGUUGUGAGGAGAGAGGGAUGGGCAGUCAAGCCGUCCGCCCGCCUCAUUCACCCCAUCCAAAAAAACAUGUCGGCAUCCAUCUGAGAUGGCCGUAGAGAUCAAACGGCCCGACAGCCUUUUCCAUCGAAGAAGAUGAGGGUGACUGGAGGAAAACGAGGAGUAGCUAGAUUGUUGUUUUUCUUAAAAAUUACACACUCACACACUUGCAAUAGAAAACAGUUCACACACCUGUCUUGAAUGCAUCAUCCUGGUGACCUCGAGCCGCUGUCAUGUUGCUCUGGGGGAUUGGACACUGCCAAAUCAACAUAUACUCGCUUGCCGAAAACAUAAUGCCACCUUUUUUCUUUCUCUGUACUCAGUGUUUUUUAACCAAUAGAAUCACUUUGGGUGAGGAGUUAGUUCAGUGGGUAAACUUUAAAUAUCCGUAUAGUCAGUUGUUUGUGCUUUAGCAGCUUCUGAAAUCAAAUACUCAACUUUCUUUCCUUUGUUUCUUACUGUUUUUCAUACACGGACUUUAAGAAACCAUCAUCUGCUGCAGUCAGCUUCAGUAAUCUAUGUGAGGAAAACAACAAAGCCAAAUCUGCAGGAGAGAGACUUUACAGAUUGACUUCUAGCAUGGCUGACAAUCGAACCCGGGGCUCGGACGCUGGGUGUUUUGGUGAACCCAUGGGGCUUCGGUCAGCGGGCGCUACUGCAACUCUCAGGCUCUCCUUCAGCGGGUGUUUGCAUCUCACCCUCACCGAGACGCCUGCCGCCUCCGCAGGCUACCUGACAGAAAUGCGCAGCGACACUUUCUUCCCUUUUUUUCUACUAAGAGGACAAUAAUUCUUCUUGUUGUUAUUGCAAAGAUUGAUACUUUGUUCUUUUCUCUUUCGGAGAAAAUGUCUUAAAACUCACUGAAUUGUUGUUAGAGAGAAAAAAAAAACUGAGAAUCUAAGAUGACUUCAACAGAAUGUGUGGGAUGAGAAGGAGAGCGUUGUUGGUCUUUUAAUCCCCAUGUGCACUGACUCUGCCUCUGCGGCCUGUAAGCAACCAGAGGAUGAACGAAAACCAGAAUCGCACGACCCUCGGAGAAUGGAUUUGUAUUUUUUAUUUUGGACUAAAAUCAAAGAGGAGAGCAGGAGUGUCUUCGGUUUGUUGUGCUACUCGUUCUGCUCAAGGAUUCACGAAAAGCUGAAAAACACAACCUUGUCCUGACCUUCAGUGGAAUCACACCGCACUGGAGUCAGACUCGCUGAAAACUGGAAUCUCGUUUGUGUUGUUUUUCGGUGGGGGGGGGUUUCGUUGAUUCUGAAAGUCAUCCUGGAGCGCUUUCACAGAAUCUAAGAUCUCAUCUCACUGGCCGCACUGGAAGGCCAGAGAUGAGGCCGCAGUGCUGCUGUUUCACGUGGGAUGGAAGACGCCAACCAACCUCUAGGUGUUGGAACCGAACAAACGCGGUCACACCGGCCCACUGGUCCAAUUUGCCUGUUUCGUAUCCAUUGACUGCACUGACCUUUUUUUCAAUGUUAUCUGUGCUUUUUUUUUCUACUGCUAAAAAUAUGGAAAAAAAAUAAGAAACACGAUGGAAAAAAAAUCAUAAAAAGGUUUAAAAAAUACACUACAAAAACAAUACUGUCUCGCUCUACACUUUGCAUACCGAACAAACACAUAUACUCCGUCCACACACACACACACACACACACAUACACUCACACUGCAGUUUCUUUGCUCAUGGCUCUUCUCGAGAUAAGACUAAUACGAUUUAGGAAAAUAAUUAUUAAACUAAUGAACGGAGUUGGAAAACAAAACACUGCAUGGCAGGCUUUAAUGCAAAUGCACACACACCAGCUCAUGAUGACACACACACACAUGCACACUCUUCCUGGAAUUAUAUGUUCUGCUCCCAAAUCUUUUUUCACAGUAGGAUUUUAGCGACUGUUGUUUAGUAGAAGAGUAUCUUAGCUCUCAGCUGGAGGUAACAAACGAUUUCAGAUCCUUUGAAGUGAGAAAUCAGCUUGUUCCCAGUUCCAACAAUCACCCACACAUCCUCCGCCACAGUUUGUGCCUCUCAUUUAAUCAGCGUUUUUAUCUCCAACUCUAGUUACGUCGUUGGUGACGAUUAAUUGCAAGAGCCACUUUUUUCAGCGAAGAAUAAAUCAGACUGAAACAACUGCAGCAGGUCUUUAAGCCAAAUUUUAAACAUGCUGGCAUUUCACGUCCACUUCCAUUUCAUGGAAAGUCUUGGAAAAAACAACUAAAUUGAUUUCAGGCAAACUGUCUUCAGGAUCACAAGCAUUGCAAAUUUUAGACUGUAAAUAAAGAUGGACGACGUGUCUUCACUUCCUCCUACUGUCCAGAUAUGAAGCCAAAUAUCCCAGAAACGAAUGCUGCCAUUUUGCGUUCGAUACACGCACCGAUUACGAGUCAGUCUCAGCUGUCAAUCCAGACGAUUCAUGUUUUUAAAUCAUCAAAUAACUGAUUAGACGGUCGCUCUGGGAGCACAUACCUCCUCCCAGGCUAAUGCCCUAACUCUCCAUGUCAAAACAGUGUUCCCCAUUAAUUAUCUAGACUGUGUCGUAUUCUAAUUUGUCCCGUCACAGUUCACCCCCUGUUACUGUCAUGAAUUACACUAAUUGAUAAUUAAUUAUUUUUAUGGAAAACCUAACCUCAUAAAGAAGGAGAUUAAGACCAAACUAACUGGAAACGUUAACACUUCAGUGUGAUGACAACAACAUAAAAUGACUGAAAAUGUCUUCGAGAAUAAUGGAUUUGGCGUGUACUUUGACUUUUCAGUUUGGUCCAUGUCCCGUCCAUCAACAUGGAGGAUGUGAGGUAGCAAUCUAGACCUAUCAACACACAAAGAAGCAUAGCAAAGUGCUUAAUAAGGGUAGGAAGAAGCUUGCAUUAGGCUUUGCUGAAAAUAGUGGCUCAUUUUUGUGAAUUUCCUGAAUGCAAAUUAAAUAACAUCAGGAUCUCAAAGAUAGAAGAUAAAACACGAGAGGUGGAAACUGGUGCGAGCACAUAUCCACACAACCUGCUUCCUUUGAUCAGUGGUUUGCGCGGAAAGAAAUAAACCUGCCCCGCAAUCAGGGCAUUACUGACAACCAACAUCAGCAGUAGCACUGACACUGCUGGUCCAUCCACCCACCACCACCUGCAGGCCCUGUAGCGCAUGCAUACAGUCUACUGCUCGCUGCUGCCGCUGCUGACUGGUGUAGGCUGGGUGAGGGUGCAAGGUUCCUGAAGCUGGCAGGAGAUUUCACAUCCCGUCGUGCCCGGUCGCCGUGCCAGUUGGCCUUGCCAGCCCUCAUUAGGUGAAACAGUGAAAACAUUCCCCUUCAGGGGGGGUUUAUGGUGCAGCUUCGAACAAUCGAUACCAAAAACCUCCAGCACGGAACUGCCCUUUAGCCACGGGCAGAAUCUCCCCAGUCAGGAGAGAUCAGCGGGGAACCGCCUCCGUAUGAGACCUCUGUAUCCAGCGGCAGCUUUCUCUACUAACUGUCUUUCUGCUAAAUAUGACACAAAUCAACCCACAUAUGAGAUGAAUCCAGUGUUUCAUGUUUCAUUUCAUUUCAUUAUUACUGUUUUUUUUUUCAGUGACAAAAUCUGUAUCGAUGGUUGUUUUCUUCAGCUUGGAAGAUGCAAGGUCACGCCAAAAUGUUGAGACAUGCAGAGGGAUGUAGAAGGACGUACAAUCACAGAGGGAUGGGGAUCGUAGCACUUUUGAUGGAAUGAAUGUGUAUUUGUGUGAGAGUGUGUGUGUGUGUGUGUGUGUGUGUGCGUGUGUCCCAUUAGGCCAACUGUGAGGGAAGCAGUGAUUAAGCAAAAUGGUUGAUACCAGAUUUCUUUUAAUUGUGCAAACACAUGGGAGAAAUGCUUUUAAUCAAAGCAAUGGCCUACAAUGUGUUCAUGAGUUUUUUUUGCUCUGACAGUUCAUUCAUUGCCCGAUGAUUUAAGUCAAAGAGAUGCAAACUUGCACUUAAUAUUGAAGCACGUUAAAUUAAUUGAAGAUUAAUUAAAUAACUAUUUUCUGUUUUUCCUGCCCAAAAUCUCAGGAUUUGUUAGUAAUUGUUCUGAUUGUUAAAAAAGUGAUGAAGUAAUAAUAAUAGGAGUGUCCACAUGUAAAUCAGAUCUUAAAAAAUCACAUCUGCUGCCGUGUAGUUUGAUCAUUUCAUUAACAAAGGAAGUCAGAUGCAAAAUCAGCAAGUCAUUUGCAUUUUGUACUCGUUUUCCCCGACACUUUGUAAAACCUGACGCGUCCUCUAAGCUGCUAAUAUCCCAAAAGAACCUGAUGUACAGACGAGAGUGGAUCAGUGUCAUCUUGCAGGUGGAAACAAAGGUUUGCCUGCUCCCUAAAUUACAAUUAAAGUUACAAAAUUGCUUGAAUUGAUCUUCUCCUUUUUUUUAAUUAACAAAUUUUAGAUGAAAAGCCAAUAAAUUGUGAAUAAAAUGAGCCUUAAGUAGAGUUUAAAAGAAAGUGAGACUUUCAGCACAUUUCUGCGAAACAAACGUCCCCCAAAAACUAUGUAAACGUACCAGAUUGUUGAUUUCAUUCACAGGUUUAAAGCAUAAAUGUAAUGCUACGUUGAAAUCGUGUUGCUGGCCAGACUGAAGCGACUCAUCGUUUCUCUCCUCUUUAAUUAAAAUCCCUCUCGACAUGUGGCAGAUCUCAAAGUCACUUUCGAUAUGACCUCCGAUAUCGUUCCCUCGGUGUCUCUCGGCCUGUUGAAGCAGAUUUUCUGUCCCUGCGAUUUGCUCGGGGUCUGCUGUCGUCUCUCAGCCAGUUAGUGGCCGUCCCGCCGCUCUGAUUAGCAUGAAAAACUUCCAGGUCCUGUUCUCUGGAUGCAUUUCAGCUAAUGAGUUAUCGCUCUAGGUCACAGGGAAACUCGGUGGUCUGAAAAAAAGAAAAAUCCCAUCAGUGACCUUGAGCCAGGUCUGUACCCAGAAGUUGAUGCAGGAGAAACAGAAUAUCCCGUUGCAAAUUCAAUUUGAUGAACAAAAGGAUUUCAGAAAUAAUUUAGCCAUGUGCAAAUCUUUAAAUCAGCCCUCGGUUUUUAUUCAUGUAUUACAGAUUCAAUAAAUUACGAUUUAUCUGCAAUGUCCCAUCAGAUAUUUAAUCUUGAAUCCCCCGACGCUCCGUCAUCCUCCCCAGUGGAAGUGCCAUCCGUGUUUCCCUCCAUCCUGACCCCCAUAGCUCCCACUCUGUCCACAGCAGUUGUCCAUGCACUAUAAGCUGCAGGAAUGCUGAAUGCACACUUUACACAUUUUGCCCAAAGAUUUGCAUAUUUGCAAGUUAACUGCUGUGAAUGUAGUGGAUGUAGAGGGAACGAGCCGAGAGGCAGAGACGCAGAAAAUUAGCGAUGUAUGGCAGGUAGAAGGAGAGGGAUUGUUUUUUGUCCCGUUUUUUUUCUCUUACACACUUGUCCAAUUAAAUCUUAAUUACCGGUUUGCUCCGAACCUUCAUGCUUCGUAUCAUUCUCGUUCUCGGGUCCACUGUCAGCUGGAGCCAAACUCAUCAUUCACAAAUGUAAAAUAAUGUUCUCAUGGUCUUAUAGGGUGCCCACUGUAGUGGCGCUAGCAGCUUAAGCAGGAGUGAAGUAGCUUUAGUUAAAGUUAGUUUCUUAGCACGCUGCAAAUAGCACUAAACAAGUCUCAUAUUUCAGAGUAAAAGGUGGACUGGAGAUUUGGGGAACCAAGGUGUUAUCACAUGAGUUCAUCAUCCCCAUGCAUCAAAUGGUCAAGAGGAAUCUCCUUUGGAACUGAAGGUGUUUUGACACUGGUGGAUAUUUUCAAAUCAGGGAAUGAUUUAUUUAAUAGCUUGAUAAAAAAUAACAAAAAAAUAAACCUUCAGAUUAAUUGAUAAGAUUGCUUUGCAGCCAUAGAGCAGUGUGUACCCCACAAAUCUAAACUUUUCACAAUAACCAGAAGCCGAGAAAUGCUUCUUUAACCAAAUUUCUCAUAUCUACGAGGUGAUUCCCCCUCAAACCCAGUGUGAAACAGCCUUUAGACGUCCUCCUUCUUUGACCACAGCCAGUUGUUUAGGCAUCGUCCUUUGAGGAACCCGGCUUCAGUUUCCACAGUUCUCCACCAUAUCCACCCGAAGUAGGAUUGUUACUUCUGGCAGCUUUUGUAAAUAGCGUGAGAUCUUACAGACCGCUCUGUGUGAAAUUAUCCAGCACCGUCUCAGACAUUUCACCAUUUCUAUAGGUCUACUUUAGUUCUCGCAAACGUUGCACUACAUGAUCAUACUUAGCUUUUGCACUCACCACAUCCGGGCACAGCUAGCAUAGUCUGUUGGAGCACUCAGAAAUCCACUUAACAUUUGUUACCCACGUCCAGGAUGCACUUUGCCACCAAGAACCAUUUACAAUGGGUCCACUCGCAAGAGAUCCGACUGAGAUAUCAUAACCUUCCAGGGCAAUGCCUUUUUCAUCACCGUCAGUCUGGGGGAUACUUUACACUCAGUCCAGCUGUGACUUGUUUGAACUUUCUUGGUAUCACUCGCAUCCCGGAGUGUCUGUCUGUCUGUCUGCCUGUCUGGCUGUAUGUAAUACUGUGUCUGUCCAUGCUUGAUGUGUCAGUAUAUAAGAGAUUCACAGAUCCUUUACUCCUCCCGUUGUGUCUGUCUGUUCUUACCCACCUCACCCUACCCCUCUCCAACUGGAGCCACAACCGUCAGAGCCCUCAGGGGCCCAGGUCGCCGCCAGUCCUCAGAUAUCCAGCUCUACUUCUCAAAAGCUAUGCAGCUUGGGAGCUCGAAGCAGUUUUUUGGGGAAACUGCAAUUACUUUUCCAGCUAAAUGUCCUCAGUCAGUUUGUUUAACUUCAUUCGACCUGUCCUUGUAGGUGCUUUUCCAUCUCAGUUCGCCUCUGAUGCCUAAUGCUAUCUCGUUAAGGUCUUGUGAUGAAGAACUACUUCAGUUGGCCCAUUGGUUUAUCUUUAUCUCUAUGUAUGUGGAUGAGGAUUGGUACCAAAUAAUUAUGUUUGUCUUUUGAAUAGACAGUAGCUACAUCCUCCAACUGAUUACAGCAUCAUAUCAAUCUUGGCCAAUUACAAAGAUAAAACUGUGUAUGAUGAAGUCUGAAAUGUGUUCCCACCUGUGUUGGAGAGUUAUUAUUUUCUUACGUCAUGUAUGAAACACAAAAACUAAUCUUGUCCACACUUUAAUGUAAAUGUAUUCAAAGAUGAACGUCCGCCUACAGUUGUAGAUGUAGGGAGAAUCAUUUGAAUUCUAUUGACACUCACUUAUGGGAUAAACCAUCAUCUUUUUUCGACGUAGACGUUGGUCUUGCCGAAAUGAAUGAUGCAGUAUGUAUUCAAUGAAAAAUCCCAUUUCCAAAACCUUUGCACUUCAUCUUGCACGUAACAUAUUAUCAUAACCAACAAGCUAAGAGGCAAAAGUGAUGAAAAAGAUUCAAGAAAUUUUAUGUACAUAGACCAAAAUUCUUACUUUGCGAGUUCUCCAAUAAAGAUUAACACAAAAAUAAGAUUAAACACAGAAACUUGCAGCAGGUUUGUUAAAUUUAUUUCAAUCAUUUAGCUCUAAAGUAAUAAAUAUCAGCAUCCACAUCGACUCAAAGAGAAAUCUGGAGACACAGAAUGGAUUUUGGUGCCAAGUCUCAUCCUAAUGUAUUGUAAAAUUGACCAAUCCCCAGGUGCCAUAAGGUGAAAGCGGGUAUUUAAGCCCCUUCAUAUCCAGUGUGUCCAUAGUCUGUUUAAGAAUCACAACUGUGUGUUUUCUGGGAUGAAUAGAUAAAAGUGAAGACGAUGGCAGACGUGUUUUUACCAUCUCCACAUCUCCGGGGCUCUGUAACCCUGACACCUCUCAUAUCAACCUGGGAUCACUCUCACCCGCCGUCCUCUCCUCUGUCACUGUCACAUCUGUUGAGUGUUUUUCUUUAUUUUUCUUUUUUUCAUUUUGAGUUCUCUUACGAUGUUUUCCUGUACAAAGUGUUUAAAAUAUUAUUUGUAUUAUAUGAUGUUAGUAAGGUAAUGUUCUUUAUUAAGGAAGAAGAAAAAUUUAUUUUUGUUACUGGUCUGUUUCAUAAUUCUUUUCUAAAUUGGUAUUGUAAGAUAUCUAUGCAAGAACUGUUAAGUGGAGCAUUUUUAUUUAAGAAUGUAAUAUGUGUAAUAAAUGGUAGAAUCUG